Molecule: messenger RNA, 1155 nt
Organism: Fonsecaea multimorphosa CBS 102226
Lineage: Eukaryota; Fungi; Ascomycota; Eurotiomycetes; Chaetothyriales; Herpotrichiellaceae
Exons: 1
Coding region: 1-1155 (384 amino acids)
Source: RefSeq, a predicted model, not a curated record
AUGGAUCCAGCACUCCCGCGAUUUCUGGCGCGCAUGAUUCUGUCAACGACUCCGCAACAAGCCUUUGAACAGGUAGACGAACUUAUCUUGCAGGCUUCAGCUCUGCGAGAACAGGCCCAAGAGCUCCAAGAACAGAUCAACUUCCUCAACGAUCGAGCCGACUGUCUGACCGCAACCGCUGAGGGUCUUCAGCAAAUCGCAGAGCAGGACCGCGACGCUAUACAGACCAUGUUUGAAAGAUCACUCUGUGCCUACAAGCACAUGUAUGCUGUUUAUGUUUCGGCGCCUCGAAAAGAAGCACGUUUCAAUGACAUCAGAACACGCUCGGAGGAUGGAAUGGUGACUAUGGAAGAGAUGGAGGCGUUCCUUGAAGAUGUAUACCAGUACUUCCUCGUCACAUCCGAGCGAGUACAGAGAUCGGCCGCACCCGAGCCCGAAAGUCCGCCAAGCGUUUUGGAUACAGCAGAAGCUCAAAAUCAGUCGGUAAUGGAAUUGACUACUAAACAAGAUCUGAAACGAAAGUUCGCCGCUUUUCAAGAGGAAGAUGAGAGUGGGGUUGAGACGGACUCGCAAAGAUCCAAAGUUGUCAACGAUGGUGUCGUGUCGGAUGACGAGGCUUCCUCGGACGAAGACGAAGAAGAUGGAUCGGCCACCAAUGCCGAAACACAAGAUGAGAACAGCGGUGGAAGCACAACACAGACGGAAGAAAGCUCGGACGGAGACACGGAGUCGGCCAGUGACGAUCCUGAUGCCGACAACGUUGAUACCGAGGCGGCUAGUUCAUCCGAUAACGAUACAGGAUCCGUCCUAUCUACGGGCUCUCAUACAGCCGUCAACAUCAUCGAACCAAAUACUAAGAAUCAUUCAGAUCGCAGCUCAUCUCACAGCGUCCAACCUCUUUCGUCCUCGACCUCGAGCAGCCAUACUCUUGCGCAUUCGGCUUCUGGAAACCCGAGCACGAAUUUUUCAUUCCGCGAGAGAGGCUAUCAGAAGAAUAUGACCACGGACGUAGGCAAUGGCAAAGGCAAGAAGGAUGUGCUCAGCGGAUGGGGCACGAGCAAGGGAGCAAAACAACGUCGUCAGAAGCGCUUGAAAGAGGGCUUCAUUUGGAACGAGUCUCAAUAUCGAUGGCAACGCCCAAGCCAUAACGCCUGA